AUGUUCGUCCGGUCGCUCUCCCUUCUCCCCCUCCUUGCUAGGCUCGCGCUCGCUGCUCCACUCGAGGAGCGGGCGCCGCCCACCAUCCAGCUGGACCAAGGCACCUUUGUUGGCACCACCGACGGUACGACGACCAAGUUCCUUGGUAUACCGUUCGGGAAGGCUCCCGUCGGAGACCUUCGCUUCAACCUGCCCGUCGCCGUCGACCCGUACACAGGGACCCACACUGCCACUGCAUUCGGACCAUCCUGUCCCCAACAGGCGAUCAACUUCGACCUUCCUUCACAGCUCGCUGAGGACGCCGUCAACUUCAUCGUGAACUCUAUCUUUCAGCUAGUCUUCCCUUCAGAUGAAGACUGCCUCUCGAUCAACGUCAUGGUCCCCGCAGGCACACAACCCGGUGCCAAGCUGCCUGUAGCCGCUUGGAUCUUCGGUGGCGGCUUCGAGUUAGGGAGUCCGAGCAUGUACGACGGCAGCAGCAUCGUGAGCAGGUCCGUCAAAAUGGGAGAGCCAGUCAUCUAUGUGAGCAUGAACUAUCGAGUCUCUGCGUACGGCUUCCUCGCGAGCCAAGAAGUCAAAGAUGCAGGCGUAGGCAAUCUGGGGCUCCAGGAUCAACGCCUCGCGCUCAAGUGGAUCCAGAAGUACAUCUCCGCGUUCGGCGGCGAUCCCACCAAAGUCACGAUCUGGGGCGAGAGUGCGGGCGCGAUCUCGGUUGGGCUGCACAUGGUCGCGAACGGGGGCAAUGCUGAGGGCCUGUUCCGCGGCGCGUUCAUGCAGUCCGGGUCGCCCAUCCCGGUCGGCGACAUUUCGCACGGCCAGCCGGACUACGACGCCCUCGUUUCGAAGACGGGUUGCACUGGUGCUGCGGACACGCUCAACUGCCUGCGCCAGGUGCCGUUCGCUACGCUGAAGACAGCAGUGGACGCGUCGCCGGGUAUCUUCUCCCCGCAGUCUUUACGGCUGGCAUGGCUGCCCCGUGUCGAUGGCACGUUCCUGGUCGACGCCCCGCAAAACCUGGUGCAGGAUGGUAGCGUCGCGGGGGUCCCGUUCGUCUCAGGCGACUGCGAUGACGAGGGGACCCUGUUCUCGCUCUCCACGACGAACGUAACCACGGAGACCGACCUCCGCAACUACAUCCAUAGCAACUACCUCCCGCAGGCGUCCAGCAGCGACCUCGACCAGCUGCUCAAGCUGUACCCCCAGGACAUCACGCAGGGCUCGCCCUUCAACACCGGUAUCCUGAACGCGCUCACCCCGCAGUUCAAGCGCCUCGCAGCCAUGCAGGGCGACCUCGUCUUCCAGGCCCCCCGCCGACUCCUGCUUCAGAGCCGGUCCGGGAAACAGCCGAUGUGGUCCUUCCUGAACAAGCGUCUGAAGGGUCUGCCCGCCCUCGGCUCGGCGCACGCGACAGACAUCCUGAACAUCUACGGCGGCGGCGACAUGGCGGACUACCUGAUCAACUUCGUCAACAACUUGGACCCGAACGGGAAGACGGUGCUCUCCUGGCCGCAGUACUCCACGUCCGCCCCGAAGCUGCUCACGUUCCAAGACGGCCUGAUUCCCCUGGCGAUCACUCAGGACAACUUCCGGGUGGACGCGAUGAACUUCAUGACCGAGCUGUCGCUCAAGUUCCCACUGUAG
Trametes versicolor FP-101664 SS1 is the source of this 1641-nucleotide messenger RNA. Its product is annotated as carotenoid ester lipase precursor. NCBI's taxonomy places the organism in Eukaryota, Fungi, Basidiomycota, Agaricomycetes, Polyporales, Polyporaceae. The transcript is spliced from 15 exons. The coding region runs from base 1 to 1641 and encodes 546 amino acids. The record is from RefSeq and is a predicted model, not a curated record.